Messenger RNA from Populus trichocarpa (black cottonwood), 1281 nucleotides. Its product is annotated as 50S ribosomal protein HLP, mitochondrial. Gene Ontology annotation, molecular function: large ribosomal subunit rRNA binding; structural constituent of ribosome. Gene Ontology annotation, biological process: translation. The transcript has 3 exons. Gene Ontology annotation, cellular component: ribosome; mitochondrial large ribosomal subunit. Bases 160 to 660 code for a protein of 166 amino acids. Lineage: Eukaryota; Viridiplantae; Streptophyta; Magnoliopsida; Malpighiales; Salicaceae. The record is from RefSeq and is a predicted model, not a curated record.
UCAAAAUACUGAAGAAGAAAGAAAGAAAGAAAUAAAUAAAAUAACGGAGGAACCCUCCCUUUCUGUACUCUAGACAGACACUUCACAUUCCAAGCAGCCAUCACUCUAACUUUCGGCAACCUUGUCUUCUCCUCGUUUGAGCCCAAGAUUUUUAGAGAAAUGGCUGCCAGUUUCGUUUCUAAAUGCUCUCGUGGGGACUGUUCAUUGUUCAGGGGCCUUGGUACCAAUGUUUCUAAUUUACUGAGCACAGCCACUCGAAUGACAUGGAGCAAUUUCUUAUCUCAGCAUCAAAGAACUUUCAUACAGAUGAGGACUGUUCUCAAGGUUGUGGAUAACUCAGGAGCAAAAAAGGUGAUGUGCAUACAACCUUUGAAGGGGAGGAAAGGGGCAAGGUUGGGGGACACCAUCAUUGCCUCUGUAAAGGAAGCUGCUCCAAAUGGAAAAGUGAAGAAAGGCGCGGUUGUGCGAGGUGUAGUAGUGCGUGCUGCAAUGCAGCGUGGCCGUUGUGAUGGGAGUGAGGUCAAGUUCGAUGAUAAUGCAGUAGUGAUUAUUGACAAGCAAGGCCAGCCAGUGGGGAGCAGGGUUUUUGGGCCAGUUCCACAUGAGCUGAGGAAAAAAAAGCAUGUCAAGAUCCUUGCUCUGGCAGAGCAUAUUGCCUGAGGUAUGGAUUACUUUGGUUUCUAUGUUCUAGACAUCUGGUAGAAUUUUUCAUUUUAAAAAAAAGGAAAAUGGGUAGAGUUUUUAAAAGAGAACAAAACUGUUCUAUACUUUCGUGGAGAAUGUUAUAGCAUCCAGUGCUGAGCAACUAGUUAUCGCAGCAAAAGUCAUUGUUUUGCCCCUGGAUUUAUAUAGGUCCUGCUUUUAAUUUGCAUUAGGAUCCUUCCUGUCCUAAUUGAAGUUCUGGACACUGAGCACUGCAGCAUAAUUAAACUGUGGAAUCAUGGCUCUUUAGGACAUCUUUCUCAGAUGCAUACUGGUUCAAAAUCUGUUUUCCAUGCUUCAAUGAAAAAUUGCCCCCCCAUUGCAAGUCCAACCCUGCGAGGGAAUCUCAUGGAUGGAUCCCACAAAUUCAAUGGUUGAGAUUUUUUCUACAACUGUUCUCAGGGAAUAUUUUGAAUAAGAUUUCGCAUUAUUGUUUUUGCUUCUACUUUCUAGCGACUUCCGAAUAUUUUUUUAUUUAAUAACUUUCACCCUGUUCAAGACUCGUAGACUGGGCUUGUUUUUGCCAAUUUAGCCAGGAUCUUGGGCACGACAGAUUUAUUUAUUUAUUUGUUACAGAAA